Messenger RNA from Rodentolepis nana, 1701 nucleotides. The record is from the annotation of a GenBank genome assembly. Lineage: Eukaryota; Metazoa; Platyhelminthes; Cestoda; Cyclophyllidea; Hymenolepididae.
GAUAUCGCUGAAGUAAGCGGCAGAUUUCAAUUGGCGUGGUUGAUUGAUUACUUCGUUAUCAUGAGUCGCAAACGAAAUCGCCCUGACGAUUGGGGCGACAUUGAGCCUUCACCUGUCGUUCAUAUUACUGACUUACCAGAGCAUACUCUAGAGAUUGACUUAGAGAAGCUUUUUGAUAGAUUUGGUCAUAUCGUUGAAAUAAUUAUGCUGCCUAAUAAAAGACAGUCGCUGAUAGAAUUCAAAGACCAAAAUGAUGCAGACCGAGUUGUCCAAAGAUCCGAAAAUUUUCCAUUCAUGGUUGGAAACCAACGUCUACGUUUAUCAUAUAGUACAUCUAAGCGAUUAACAAUUCGUGGUAGGUUAGAUGAUAGUGCGAUGCAAAAUGAUCGGUCUUCUCCACAAGAGAACAACAUUCUCCUUCUCACAAUUUACAAUGCUCAAUAUCCUAUAACAGUUGACAUAAUUCACCAGGUUACAAGUCGCCAUGGCAAAGUCUUAAGAAUAGUCAUUUUCCGUAAAACUGGUGUUCAAGCAAUGGUCGAGUUCGAAUCAAUCGAAGAUGCUCGCGAAACUAAACGCCAUAUUAACGGAGCUGAUAUCUACUCAGGUUGCUGUUCGAUCAAAGUUGAGUAUGCUAAGCAGACUCGUCUCAAGGUCGUACGAAACUGCCUCGACAGUUGGGAUUACGAAAAUCCAAAUUUGGAUGAAGUCAAUAAUCACGGACGACACUCCGGUACUUCAGCCGCUUCUUUACUGGGGAAAUUCGAUGGGGAUGCUAGCAAACGACCUGAUGCAUUUAUUCCCGGUGGUCUUACGCUGUCGCCUAAUUCUGUCUUAAAUGCUCUUGCUGUAGUUGCCUCUCAACAACAUCAACAAACCUCACCUCAAAGUAUCUAUUCUUACGGAUAUCCUGAUGUCAACGAUCGGACUGCCAGCCCUGUGAUCAUGGUCUACAAUUUGAAUAUGAAUUAUGCUAACUGUGAUAGAUUGUUUAACCUCUUCUGUCUCUAUGGCGACGUUGGGCCUAUCAAAUUCCUCCGUUCAAAGGAAGGCACGGCUAUGGUGGAGCUACAUGGGAUUGCCAAUGCAAACAGUGCUCUCGCAAACCUUCCUAUGAUCACUUUUGCAGGCAACAAACUUAGUGGUCAACUGAGUCGCCAACAGCACAUAGUCGAAGUCACUCAACCCUUCACCCUACUCGACGGCACCCCCUCUUUCAAGGACUUUACCAACUCUCGCAAUAAUCGCUACACCCACGGUAGUGCCGCGAAAAAUCGCGUCUACCCGCCCUGUCGAAUGCUGCAUUUCUGGAACUCACCUCCUGGUGUCACUACCUCCCAAUUGCAAAAUGUUUUCGCCCAUGCUGGGGCUCCAGUCCCCACGUACGUCCCUCAUUCUACCAUCGUCGUUUCAUCUCACAUUCUCAUUUUAGUCUGUGCUCUUGUUUUCUUCAUAUUUGGCUUUUUCUCAUUUGCUCUCCCUCUCUCUCCCUUUCAUAUGAAUUUCGCGAUAAGAUCGAUCCUCCUCUCGGUUUAUCGUGAUGAUUUAUUUUAUUUUCGGGAUUGUUUUUUGCCCUCGGGUUAUGUGCUUACAAUGCCGACCAAGUCAUGCUGUCUGGCUAGCAUCAUGCAAAUGGGAAUUUGGUCGGAUUAUUAUUGCGAAUUGAUAUAUCCAGCCCUCCCAGUAGAUGAUUUUUCCUGA